CCGGCAGACAGCCCUAACGUAGCUUUUGGGGCAUUGUAGAAUCAGGGAAAAGUUCGUACAGUGAGCAGCUGGCGCAAGCUUUUAUGGUUAGCUUUGCUAGUUUGGGCCAGGAGUGGCUAACAUUCAGAACACUUUAUUCCCGAUAUUUCUGGGGUAAUCUGAACCUGACAAAGACUCGGUUAGAGUUAUAACAAAGCAUCUGGUCAGUCUACGGUUAAAAGCUAAAACAGCUCCUCAUACUCUGAGCCACACAAAGGAAACAUCGUGCGUUAAGCACCAGAGCAGCUGUAUGAGCGGUUCAGGUUCAGGGAUGGUUUUUCCUCAGUUUGACAGCAGCCUGUGGUUAACAUUUCUCAAAUAACUUCAGAUCAGCGAGUCCAGCUUCUUCUGGCUGCGGGGAGUAUUUUAGAGACUGUUGUCUGCCAAAACUGAUACUUCUUACUACCGUUUAACCUGUUAGCUGGUGUUAUGUGCAAAAUGAAACCGUUCUUAUGGCGAUAGUCGGGAAACAAAAACUGUUCAUAUAAUGCAGCCUGAAACUAACCGAAGGUAGCUAACUGUGAGCUAACAAGGCAUUCCGCUAACAGUGUUUGUGCUGCGGGAGACAACAAUGACCUUCUAAUGUUCUUUAUGCGUUCAGUAACUUGUUAACCUGAAUUAAAGCAAAUACUUGCCCCGAUUCUGAAGCGGUUUAAACCGUUUCUGGAACAGGGCUCCGGCUAGCAGGCUAACUAGCAACGCUAAGGCUAAAGCUAACAGCCAAAUAGGCAAAUAGGAGAGGAAGCUAACCAGUGAUGGCAGCACCUUCUAACGAGGCCGUGUUCCUGAUAAAGGACGUGAAACCAGGCUCCAAGAACCUGAAUAUUGUGUUCAUCGUGUUGGAGAUCGGACGAGUGACGAAGACGAAAGACGGACAUGAAGUGAGAUCCUGUAAGGUGGCAGACAAGAGCGGGAGCAUAGCUAUCUCAGUCUGGGACGAACUGGGGAGCCUCAUUCAGCCUGGGGAUAUCAUCAAGCUCACCAGAGGCUAUGCGUCCAUAUGGAAAGGCUGCCUGACCCUAUACACUGGAAGAGGAGGAGAUCUUCAGAAGAUUGGAGAGUUUUGCAUGGUGUACUCGGAGGUGCCCAACUUCAGUGAACCAAACCCAGAGCUUCUAGGCCAAGCAAACCAGCAGAACAAGUCUGGUAAGCCUGACCAGAACCAGAGAGGAAACUCGCCACCUAAUCAGAAUUCAGGUACACCUGCUCCACCAGGCAAUGGUGCAAUGCCACCAUUUCCCAAUAACCCAACACCCGGUGCACCCCGCGACCCAACGUUUGGCAGUGUCGGGCGCCCAAACGGCCGGUCAACUGGCAACGGUGCACCGCCCGUCAAUGCUGCUGGACCCCCAACAACCACAAAGUCCUCCGUCACCAUUAGCAACGGCAGGGAUCCACGACGUGCCAAGAGAUGAAACUGGAGCUGGAGGAAAAAAAAACAUGGCGGUCCUCAUUUCCUCCUGCUCAAUCUUCUGCCUCCUUCUCCACCACUGCCUGUGAUGGCCUUCACAAUAUGUCAUUUUUAUACAGUCAAAGGUAGUCAGUCACAUCAUUUUGUCUUAGUGUGAGUAGUGCUCUCAAUGGGCACCACACUGAGGUUCUGAUCUACCACAGAACACUAUCAGAACUUUAGUGAUGGAGACCUGAUAGUUGAGUUUUGUCUGGCUUCUCAGUCUUUGCUCUUAUCCUGUAAAUGACCAGCUCUUUCCCAGUGUUAUCUCUCCCUUCUUAUUCUUUCAGAAAACACAUCCUACUUGAAUACUUGAUGCACUUUCUUCUCUUAAUUUAUGUUGAAGUUUGGCUGUCAUUUUGUCAGGAAAAGGUGUUCUUCCUCUUUAUUUUUUAAGUGGAACUGGCCUUAAUGGGUGAGAAUGCAUUUUAGGACUGGAUGCUAAAGCAACCUGUACAAUAAGUGACUGAAAACAGGUUAGAUGUGAGAUAUUAAUCAUAGUUGUGUAGACUGAUAUUUCAUCUUUCUCUUGUUUGCCAUGAACUGUACUUUUUUUAACAGGGUGUGGACCACGUACAGACAGCAAACGUUUCACCAAAUAAGUUCUAGAGUAAUUAUGCUGCCAUAUUUGGGAUUCAUAAAGUGGUAUCAAUAAAUUCUGAAAUGUUG
Molecule: messenger RNA, 2158 nt
Organism: Girardinichthys multiradiatus
Lineage: Eukaryota; Metazoa; Chordata; Actinopteri; Cyprinodontiformes; Goodeidae
Gene: nabp1a
Product: nucleic acid binding protein 1a
Exons: 6
Coding region: 795-1454 (219 amino acids)
Biological process (GO): double-strand break repair via homologous recombination; response to ionizing radiation; mitotic cell cycle checkpoint signaling
Cellular component (GO): SOSS complex
Molecular function (GO): DNA binding
Source: RefSeq, a predicted model, not a curated record